AAUAAAGACCGCCGUCGGCACAAAUUUUCUCAUAUUGUUUUUUUCACUUGUGUAAUGUUCGGAUGCGGUGUCAACUCAAUAACAAAAUGCUGAUCAACUAUAAAUCGAAUAGACUUUGAUAGCGAUAAACUCGGAUGUGGCACAAAGCAUUGCGCCUGACGUUGGCCCCGAGGUCGUAUGGUGUAUCAUAAGAGUCGUAUCGUCGCAUUUCGGUGAGGUCCCGCGCAAUCUGUAGGAAUGACCAAGUCCAACCAAUACUUUACUCCACGCAUGUUUAAAAUUGCAGCGCGCGUGUCAUAGUUUUCAACCCCAAUCCGUGAUUUUGCAGUCCACGACCCUUCAUAACCUUAAAAAGGCACGUGCAUUUGCUCCGUUUUGCGGCGUAGAAGAGUUUCCUCGUAUAUCAGACACUGACGGAGAGCCCAACCACCGCUGUUGCGCCUGCCACGAGAGUUGACAGGGACCGACGAAGAUGGCAACAGCAGCCGACCAGCUAAUGGCACCUGCCUCCCUCGCCACGAUAGCGCCAGUCAGCAACGGGCAACAGUCUCUGCUGGCAACGACAGCAGCAGUAGCGAUGGCUGCCAGGAAUGGACAGGAGCAGCAGGAGCUCGUCGAGAACCAAAAAUCCACAUCCCCGAAGCCAAGCCCCAUGCCGAACCUGAAGCUGAACAAGAUGGGCUCGGUGUCGAGCAAGGAGAAGCGUGUCUACAAAAUCGUUUUAACUGGCGGUCCCUGUGGCGGCAAGACAACGGGCCAGUCCCGUCUGUGCACGUUCUUUGAGAACCUGGGAUGGAAGGUGUUCCGCGUGCCUGAAACGGCCACUGUGUUACUCAGUGGUGGCGUCAAGUUCUCUGAUCUGACCGAGAAAGAGGACCCGCCCACGCCAACCACGUUCGUUUACAAAGAUCUGCCAUUUGCCGCGCCGGAGCACAGUCUCAUCGACCUAACCGCAUCCUGUCCGCGUUGCUUGGCCAAGGCUGCCUCCAAGCCCAAUGGCAGCGAAGCGUACAAAUUUCAGGAGAAUCUGAUACGCACCAUGGUGCAAAUUGAGAACACCUACUUCGAGCUUGGCAACUCGAGCACCCGCAACUGCCUGAUUAUAUGCGAUCGCGGUGUCAUGGACGCCAGUGCAUAUAUAUCGAAGGACAAGUGGGAGAAGAUGAUGGCGGGCAACAAGUGGAACCCCGUCGAGAUGCGCGACAAUCGCUACAACCAAAUUUUGCACUUGGUGUCGGCGGCCAACGGGGCCGAGGACUUCUACUCUACGGAGAAAAGAAAGCGCCAUUACCAGGACCACGCCUGCCGUUCGGAGGGCGUUGAUCUGGCGCGAGAACUGGAUUACAAGUCAGCGGCUGCUUGGGUGGGACAUCCCUACUUCGACGUGAUCGACAACUCCACCAACUUUGAGGCCAAGAUGAAUCGCCUGAUCGAGUCCGUAUGCCAGAAGGUUGGCAUCGACAUCGGCGAUCGUCUGCAGGCCACAUCGCGCAAGCUGAAAUAUUUGGUGGCCAUGCUGCCGCCUGACAGCGAGUUUCCGCCCUUUCAAGACUUCGACGUGGUGCAUCAUUAUCUGCAGUCCGGCGGACCCAAGGUGCAGGCACGCCUGCGCAAGCGCGGACAGAAGAAUCACUGGAGCUACAUACACACGCAGCGGCGACCCAAUGUGCACGGCCAAGCUCGCAUCGAGGUGAAGACCCAGUUGACGCAUCGCGACUACAUGAACCUGCUGGCGCAGCGUGACGAUGCUCACUUCACAAUCUACAAGAAGCGACGCUGCUUCUUGAUCAACAACCAAUAUUUCCAGCUGGACAUUUACAAGGAGCCCGGCCAUCCGCGCUGCAAGGGUCUGGUGCUGCUGGAAACGUAUUCCUCGCUCACUGGUGACGCGCUGAAAAACUGCAUGCCCAAGUUCUUGAACAUCGUGAAGGAGGUAACCGGCGAUCCGGACUAUUCCAUGUUCAAUCUGUCACUGAAGGAGGACUGGAGCACCACCAAGAAGUUCUGCCGCACAGCGACGCACGGUAAGCAGCAUGAGCAACAACAACUGCAUCAAGAGAAGGAGAAUCAGAAUCAGAAGCAGUAUCAUCCCUACGACGAGACCAGCGACUAAGGAGCCAUCGCCAUCAACAUUAAGAUCAUGCUUAGCCAAAGAAUACAGAACCAAAUGCUUGAUAAACACUAAUGUACAUACCGUCGUGCCACUAGUCUUUGCUGCAUGCUCAUCUUACUCUUUCUGAUGAACACUUACUUUUCUGUUGAUUUCGAUUUCGGAUUGUGAUGACUGUGUUUCUUCUUUUGAUUUUGUAGCCAAGGGCGCCGCUAACGGAGUCUCCAACACGCCGUUGCUACUCAAUGGCCAGUAGACCUCAAAAUUGUCCUGUUCCUCCCUGAAUCUCUUUUGCACAUGCAUAUUACACGACAACCAACAACAAACAACAGCAAUGACCUGGCAACAAAAUGUACAAAGAGCUGACGUGUGAUUCACACGAAAGAGCAAGGUCCGAAAAAGAUUAGAGCAUUCACGCGGAUUCUCUCAAGAGAUGAAGCAUUCCAUCGCCUGGCAGGGUCAGCUGGUGAUGCUCUAUAAGCAAGCGAGUUCUCUGAUCUAUCACACACACACACACAAUGUUACUUAUUUGCGUACUUAGCCCGAGGAAGAGAAACUGCAAACCAGAGGCGUAGUAUGUGUCGUCGAGUCUAUAGUUUAUAGUUUUCAGUUUCACCGAAAUCGGUGGUCAAGUCAACCACGAUUGUACUUAAUUUUCUUGUCAAGUUUGCUCGUGCUAAUUUUGUAAGCCAUAACUAACUACAAACGCUGUAUGUAUGUAUGUAUAUCCGUGGAUCCGCGACAAAUUUUAACCUUUUUGUGUCUUUUGGAGAAUGUGAAACGAUAAUUUUAAUUGUAGUUUUAAGCAAAUAGGAAAUACGAUUACAAAUACAAAUACAAGACCACCCAAA
Molecule: messenger RNA, 2961 nt
Organism: Drosophila miranda
Lineage: Eukaryota; Metazoa; Arthropoda; Insecta; Diptera; Drosophilidae
Gene: Ttd14
Product: TRPL translocation defect protein 14
Exons: 12
Coding region: 473-2113 (546 amino acids)
Biological process (GO): photoreceptor cell maintenance
Molecular function (GO): phosphatidylinositol binding; phosphatidic acid binding; GTP binding
Source: RefSeq, a predicted model, not a curated record